GAGCAAACUCGGUCCUCCUUUUCUUCUCUUUCAGCAGUUCUGUCUUUAAACUCCUAACAUGCGAACUCCAAGUCCCUGUCACUGAGCAGUUUGAACAAAGAGUCCAGAUGUCUGCCACACAGGAAGGAGUUCUAGGUAGAGCCAAAGCAGAAUGGACCCCAUCUCGUGAUGCUUAUCUGGUUGAGAUUUUAAUUGAGCAGCAUAAUUGUGGAAGGACAGCGUAUAAUGAAUUUAAGAAUGAAGUGAUUAGGUCUGUUACACGUGAUUUUAACAAGAAGUUUGGCAUGAAUUUAGAAGAAAACCAAAUAAAAAACCGUUACAAUGUGAUGAAGAAAGAUUAUGGUGUUGUUAAAACACUGCUUGCCCAGAAUGGAUUUGGCUGGGAUGAAACUCGACAAAUGGUAGUAGCUGAUGAUAAAGUUUGGGAGAACUAUAUUGCGGUAAGAAGUGAAGCAAGACCUUUCCGACGCAAGAGCUUUCCCCUGUAUAAACAAAUGUCUAUUAUUUUUGAAGGUGAAAGAACUACCGGCAAAUGCAUUCCACAUGGUGUUCCAAUGAUAACCGAAGAGGGAAAUAGCAACACAGAGACAGUCCGAUCUUCAGAGCCAACUAACCUACCUACACAAGUAGUUGAGGGUACCCUUGAUUCUGAUUCAAUAAUUCGUAUAAGUGACAAACAAGCAAAGAAAAGAAAGUCUGUUGCUCCUAGACCUUCAGCUCGUAACAAAAGGGUCUGCUAUGAUGCUGGUGAGAUAAUAGAGAAUGCAAUAUAUGACAUGUUUUCAGCAGUCAAGUUCAAAGCUUUGCAAAGAGAUGCAUCAAAUGAGAGAACAUUGUAUCAGAAGUGUCUGGAGGAGUUGCAGCACUUGGAAGAAUUGGACGAUGAUGAGUUUACAAAGUCUGUUAAUGUUCUCAAAGAUGAUAAAAAUGCAAUUGCAUUUAUGACAAUUAAGGGGCCUCGGCGUUUGAUUUGGUUGAGGUCUCUAUGGCAAGAAUCAUAACCUGAAAAAUUGAAAUGCAUUAGGAACUUAGCUUACUUCCGUAAGCAAGUGUUGUAAUUCUUUUGUUGCAGAUGCACAUUCAUGUGCAAGUUCUGUUUCCUUGUGAGUUAAGAGAUUAGUUUGCCUUUUCUAUUACCACUCAUCAGAACUCACAGGUACCUGUUAGGCAAUUUUUUUAUUUCAUAUGCUUCAUUAGCGUUUGUCGCUUUGGUCUUUUCCGACACA
Molecule: messenger RNA, 1226 nt
Organism: Theobroma cacao (cacao)
Lineage: Eukaryota; Viridiplantae; Streptophyta; Magnoliopsida; Malvales; Malvaceae
Source: RefSeq, a predicted model, not a curated record